UCUGCUCCCAGGAAACAACACGCACACACACGCACACACAGAGUUGUGUCGGGUCUUCAGCUGGGCUUUUUGAGUUUUACCUUCGCGCACUCACACCCACGCGCGCACCGGGGAUGGUCCUGGAGGUCUCUGGAUGUACUAACGCUGCGCAGGAGCCAUGAAGGUGACGGUGUGUUUCGGGAGGACGCGCGUGGUCGUUCCGUGCGGAGAUGGGACGUUGAAAGUCCACAAUCUGAUCGAACAAGCCGCCAUGAGGUACAGGAAGGCCAUUGGAAAGGACCACAACUAUUGGGUUCAGGUCCACAGGCUUGAACAUGGAGAUGGAGGCAUUUUGGACCUUGAUGAUAUGCUGUGUGACGUGGUUGAUGACAAAGAUAGAUUGGAAGCAGUAUUUCAAGAGCAGGAUCCACACAAUGGAGGUGAUGGUACCAGCACCAGCUCCACAGGAACUCAGAGUCCAGAUCCCUUUGCCAAUAAGAUGAGUCCAACUUCGGCCUUUCAGCCUUACCAAGCUAACAGUGAGAUCGAAGUUACUUCAACGGCUCUGCGAUCUAGGUAGAGGAACCCAUGCCUAUCGAAGUCUUCCUCGAGAUGCGAGUGGCUGGACUGCACAGUUUCAGAGAGAGUUGACUCGAUCCUCUCUUAGUGCCAACCAUCCAAUGGUGGACCGAUGGCUUGACCGACAGGAACAGAGGCAUGCUCAAACCAGUUGAAGUGUCCAAUGAAGGAGGGCCCCUGGGCAUCCAUGUAGUCCCUUUCAGUUCACAAGAUAUUAGGACACAGGGUUUGCUGGUGAAGCGUUUGGAGCCUGGAGGAAAAGCUGAACAGGAGCAUCUAUUCCAGGAGAAUGACUGCAUAGUGAAGAUUAAUCAAGGGGACAUUCGCAAUUUGCGCUUUGAACAAGCACAGAACAUUUUCAGGCAGGCCAUGCGUUCCCGGGUCAUCCUUUUCCAUGUCGUACCCUCAUCCAUGAAGAGGCAGUACGAGGUCAUGUCGGCACAGAGUGAGCCCAAUACGCCACAAUCAAAUCGAGUCCACUUUAGCCAAGAUUCUCACCCUCCAACAGACAGGUUGAGUCUGGUUUUGGGAUUACCAUCCAAAUCUGGACAACUGCCAGGUCUAAUCUACAAUCACCAGAACCCCCUGGCUGGGAGCACCCCAGAUCAAAGUCGACGAUAUUCUACUUUGCCCUACAACUCACUUUUCACAACUUCCUCAGCCCUCUCACCCUCCCUGCAGCGUAGGGUAAGCACAACCCCAUCCAGCAGCACCUACCUGAAGAAAAAAGGCCACAGCUUCAACAUCAAGCUAAAAAAAGGUCCAGAGGGUCUUGGGUUCAGCAUCACAUCUAGAGAUGUCCCUAUUGGUGGAAGUGCUCCCAUUUUCAUCAAAAACAUCCUUCCUCGAGGGGCUGCCAUCCAAGAUGGUCGACUGAAAGCAGGAGACCGACUGCUGGAGUCUUUGUAG
This is a messenger RNA of Nematolebias whitei (Rio pearlfish), 1467 nucleotides long. Its product is annotated as partitioning defective 3 homolog. Gene Ontology annotation, cellular component: adherens junction; apical plasma membrane; cell cortex. Gene Ontology annotation, molecular function: phosphatidylinositol binding; protein binding. Gene Ontology annotation, biological process: cell adhesion; establishment of centrosome localization; establishment of cell polarity. Lineage: Eukaryota; Metazoa; Chordata; Actinopteri; Cyprinodontiformes; Rivulidae. The record is from RefSeq and is a predicted model, not a curated record.